Molecule: messenger RNA, 240 nt
Organism: Bursaphelenchus okinawaensis
Lineage: Eukaryota; Metazoa; Nematoda; Chromadorea; Rhabditida; Aphelenchoididae
Source: the annotation of a GenBank genome assembly
AUGACCCGCCUUUCCCUAACCCUCUUCAUCGUCCUCCUCCUCGCCGUUACCGUAUCAGCUCAAUACGGUUUCUACGGUGGUUACCCAAUGUACGGUGGCUAUGGAUACCCGGGAAUGGGAAUGUACGGAGGUUACCCUGGUAUGUAUGGAGGAUUCGGCAGACGAUUCGGAUAUGGUGGAUACCCAGGAAUGUACGGAGGCUACGGCUACGGCUAUAGACGUUUUGGAUUCUAUGGAUAG